AUGAGCAGCAAAGAAAGACAACGAACAAGAGGAGAGAUAGCUUGCGCGGAGUGUCGUAGUCCUGGACAUCGGACUGAUCGUUCCCAUAUAGUGCCAUGCUCUACUUGCGUCAAAAGAGGAUGCAGCAUGCUUUGCCCCAAUGGCACUAUGCCUCCAGGAAAGGGUAGCCGCUUCGUCGGUGUUGCCGAAGAAUAUCUACGUCAAAAGGCCGCAAAGCUCGAAGAGCGAAUGCGCUCACUCGAGGACGCUCUUGCAAUCCUGCAGGUCAAUACUUCCACUCAGCCACACCCAUUGCUGACCAAAAUAUGGACAACUGAAGAGGCUGAUAGCGGGAGCAGCGUCGACGCCACAUCUACGUCGGCACAUAGUCUGAUAAAUGCCCUAGGCUCUUUGCACCUUGAUGGCAAUCCACAAUCUGAUGCUGCUUGUUUCUUCGGACCUUCCGGAGGUUCUGAGCCAACAAUGACCACACAGUGUGACCCUGAUACUUUGUCACCAUCGACCGAGACACAUGAAAUCGAGGUCGAUUACCUGGACCCUCGGAUCAGCAACCUCGAUCGGGUUUUCCCUUUCACUCCCUCGGGGAUCCCCAAAAAACACUUCCGACACUUUCUUGAGAUGAUGAACUCCUACCUACCAGGAAUGCAACGCGCUAUUUCGUUAUGUGAAACUUUCCUACAGUCUCUCUCAUGGGUGUUUCCUAUAGUUUCGCGACAGCACAUCAUUGGCCAUCUCAUCCCGUUGAUAUACCGAACGGAGCUACAUUCAUUGGAGCCCCCACCUUAUGGUCCACACGACCUGGCCUUGCUAUUCAGUACACUAGCGCUCGGAGCUUUGGUUGAUCCCGACCUUCCCCCGUAUAAUGCCGAAGCUCGUCACUAUCAAAGAGUGGCGCGCGCUGCCUUGUGUUUGCAAUCUGUAUUCACGGAGCGGUCUAUGGCUACAAUUAAGUCAUUGCAUCUUAUGAGUAUGUACUACGGCAUGAGUGGCAUCGAAAGCAACACGGAGCUUUGUUACUCCUGUCUCAACCUUGCUAGUCAAGCCGCACUCCAGGUUCAUAAGGAUCCUUCACGAUGGGGUUUUAAGGGGAGAGAAGCCUACGAACACCGUUCAUAUUUCUGGGCUCUCUUCUCUCAAUCUCUCUGGCAAAGCCUGGCUACUGGACGCCCCCCCGUGAUUAUGCCAGCCAUCGUCGACUGCAAGAUUCCGAGUGACUUUGAGGAGGCUACGUACCGGUUGGGAGAAAUCCCCACUGCAUUUGGCAGUUGGAAUUCUUAUUACACAAUGGAAUGUCUAGCCCCGGUCGUUGAAGCCACUCAGGCUGUAAAGCCACCCAACUACCAAACCGUCCUCGAGUUGGAUCGCAAAAUACGGGAAUUUUCUAUGCCUGUAUCUGCGGAUUCGACACAACCUGACCGUGUGCCCUUAGAGAUGGUUGCUUUUGUUCUAACAUCUUACAGAGAUCUCACGCUCAUGUUCUUGCACAGAGGUUUCUUUGCACAGGCCAUGGGAGAGUUUCCCUCAGAUCCACUUAGAAGCCCUGUAGGCCGAUCAUUCAUCGUCGCCUACCAAUGUGCCAGUGCACUGGUCACAUCGACUAUCAACCAAUUCAAGCUACAGCCAGUGAUAUGCUCCCGAAUGUGGCGAAUAUGGUCCCACUUAUUUUCAGCAGCAGUUGUCGUUGGCACCGUCGCCAUCCGAAAACUUGGCAUCAAACUAGACCCGGACCCAUUGGAGCAUUUAGAAAAGGCGUGCUCGUUAUAUUACGAGGCAGCACAGACUUGUAGCCGUGCCAAAAGGGCGCUGGUGAGUUUUGAAUGA
Suillus fuscotomentosus is the source of this 1821-nucleotide messenger RNA. RefSeq lists its product as uncharacterized. The transcript has 9 exons. The coding region runs from base 1 to 1821 and encodes 606 amino acids. Gene Ontology annotation, biological process: DNA-templated transcription. NCBI's taxonomy places the organism in Eukaryota, Fungi, Basidiomycota, Agaricomycetes, Boletales, Suillaceae. Gene Ontology annotation, molecular function: DNA binding; zinc ion binding. The record is from RefSeq and is a predicted model, not a curated record.